Messenger RNA from Drechmeria coniospora, 1110 nucleotides. RefSeq lists its product as uncharacterized. NCBI's taxonomy places the organism in Eukaryota, Fungi, Ascomycota, Sordariomycetes, Hypocreales, Ophiocordycipitaceae. Gene Ontology annotation, cellular component: peroxisomal importomer complex; peroxisomal membrane. Gene Ontology annotation, molecular function: signaling receptor binding. The record is from RefSeq and is a predicted model, not a curated record. Bases 1 to 1110 code for a protein of 369 amino acids. The transcript is spliced from 4 exons. Gene Ontology annotation, biological process: protein import into peroxisome matrix, docking.
AUGCAGGCACAGGUCCAGCCACCGGCAAAGUCUCCGGACGAGGCUCAGCUGACGUGCCUCUUCGCUUCUUCAUCCUCCACCAACGAGCCCGAGUCGGCCAUGGCCAUUCGCGAGGAUCUCGUGGCCUCGGCGGACCCGAGCGUCGCAUCCUCGACGGUCGAGAACAAGAUUACCUUUCUACGGUCCAAAAACCUGACGCAGGAGGAGAUUGACGCCUCCCUCGCCCGAGCCAGCGGGCAGGCGCCUCCACCAGCUGGACAGUACGCCGGGGGACCAUCCGGACCUCCCCAGCAGUACUUCCAGCCGCACCCCCAGUAUGGGUGGCAGCCGCAGCCGCUGCCCCCUCGGAGGGAUUGGAGAGACUGGUUCAUCAUGGCGACGGUCGUCAGCGGAGUAGGGUACGGCCUCUACACGCUGGGCAAGCGAUACGUAUACCCCUUGGUGGCGCCCCCGACGCCGGAGAGGAUCGAGCAGGACAAGAAGUCGAUCGAGGAGCAGUUCGACAAGGCCUUUGGCUUGGUGGAGCAGCUUGCCCAAGAUACCGAGGCGCUCAAGGCGGCCGAGGAGCAGCGGACGGCGAGGCUCGACACGGCCAUUGGGGAUCUCGAGACGGUCAUGUCGGAGCUCAAGGCGGCGAACAGGCGUCGCGAGGAUGAGGCGCAGCGGAUGAGGGACGAGGUGCAGGCGCUCAAGGACGCGAUCCCCAAGGCCAUGGAGAACCAGAAGGACGUGACGGACAAGCGGCUGUCGGAAAUCAACACGGAGCUCUCGAGCCUCAAGACGUUGGUGUCGCAGAGAAUGGCGUCGAACGCGGCGCCGGCGACGUCGAGCAGCCUCCUGCGGCCGUCCUCCAACGGGACAGCCAACCGCACGCCGACGCCGACGGUCGAGAGCGGCUCGGAGCCAGCCGGGACACCGUCUGCGGAGACGGCCAAGCUGGCGACGAAGACGACGCCGUUGCACAGGCCGAUCAAUGGCGGGUCGGGAAAGGCAUCGAUUCCGGCCUGGCAGAUGGCCGCGGCAAACAAGGGCGCGGCGGCAAACAAGAGCGAAGCGAACGGUGUCGAGGGCGAGGCAAGCGGGUCCCAAGAAGCGAGCAGCAGCUCGUAG